GACGUGGCCCAAUCGAUUUGCGCAUGCACCUCUAACGCAUGCGCCAACCUGGAUAAACGUGAAGAAAGAAGUAUUUGCCUCUGGACCUGGUGCAGGUGAUGCCUUACAAGACACUGAGGACUGAGUACAAGCCCUUUGAAGCCAAACGACGGCUGCUGGGGAACUUUGACAUGUUUCUUUCAGACGACCGCAUUUGCCGCCUGCUGUCCUCGCACUUCUACGAGAGAAAGAAGGAGCCUUUGUCAUUGAACCAGCAGAGCAAGAAGCUGGCCUUGGACAUCCAGAGAACCAUCCAGGGAACAACAAUCUCCAUUUCUAAGAACAGCUGCUGCUGCAUAGCUUGUGUGGCCCACUCUGGGAUGGCUGCAGAUGAAAUAGCAGAGAAUAUUGAUUCAGCUGUCAGCACCAUCGUGACGAAACUACGGGUUAGAGAGGACCGUUGAUAAAGAUCAUCCACUUGAAAAG
Messenger RNA from Salvelinus namaycush (lake trout), 465 nucleotides. Its product is annotated as ribosomal L1 domain-containing protein 1-like. The coding region runs from base 99 to 443 and encodes 114 amino acids. The record is from RefSeq and is a predicted model, not a curated record. The transcript is spliced from 5 exons. NCBI's taxonomy places the organism in Eukaryota, Metazoa, Chordata, Actinopteri, Salmoniformes, Salmonidae.